AUGUCUACUCCAGGCCUCCUCGGUGCCGAGGCAUAUGAGCUCCCUCCACACUCCUCCCACUCCAACCACUCCGACACCCCUAUCCUCGACGCAGAGAAAGGCCCUAAGCACAUCCGUCUAUCGUUCUACCAACGACUCCGACAUUUCACAUGGGCCUGGUACACCCUCACAAUGAGCACAGGAGGCCUAGCUCUUCUAAUGGCCGUGCAACCAAACCGAUUCAAAGGCCUCGACGAAAUCGGCAUUGCAAUCUACCUCUUCAACCUCCUCCUCUUCGCCCUCGUCUGUAGCCUGAUGGCAGCUCGCUUCAUAAUCCACGGUGGACUGGUGCAAUCCCUAGCGCAUGACCGAGAAGGCCUCUUCUUCCCGACCUUCUGGCUCUCAAUCGCAACAAUGAUCACCGGACUUGAAAAGUACUUCGGCGCCGACCCUGCACCCUCCUUUUCCACAACCCUCGAAGUCCUCUUCUGGCUAUACUGCGUCUGCACAUUCGCCGUCGCAACAAUCCAAUACUCCUUCGUCUUUUCUUCCGUCACAUACCGACUGCAAACAAUGAUGCCCUCCUGGGUCCUACCCGCAUUCCCAAUCAUGCUUAGUGGAACCAUUGCCUCAGUCAUUGCCGAACGUCAACCCGACCGCUCCGCCAUUCCUAUUGUGACCGCUGGAAUGACCUUCCAAGGCCUGGGUUUCUGUCUCAGCUUCAUGAUGUACGCACACUACAUUGGCCGACUCAUGGAAUCGGGUCUGCCGAACCGCGAGCACAGGCCGGGCAUGUUCAUCUGCGUUGGCCCACCAGCUUUCACAGCUCUUGCUCUCGUGGGCAUGGCCCGCGGUCUCCCAACCACUUUCAGCGUAAUGGGAAGCGUCGACACAGCCGAGGACGGACGGACGCUGGAGGUCCUUGCACUAGCUGCGGGAGCCUUCCUCUGGGCUCUGAGCCUUUGGUUCUUCUUCAUUGCACUUAUUGCUGUGAUUCGAUCCCCACCCACAGGUUUCCAUCUGAGUUGGUGGGCGAUGGUAUUCCCUAAUACGGGAUUCACCAUUGCAACCAUUACCUUGGGUAACUCGUUUGAGAGCAAAGGGAUUCAGGGCUUUGGAUCCGCAAUGUCAAUUUGCAUUGUCGCAAUGUGGAUUUUCGUUUUUGGUGCCCACGCCAAGGCCGUCUUGCGACAGGAUAUUAUGUAUCCUGGCAAAGACGAGGAUGUUUCGGAGUGA
Molecule: messenger RNA, 1215 nt
Organism: Penicillium argentinense
Lineage: Eukaryota; Fungi; Ascomycota; Eurotiomycetes; Eurotiales; Aspergillaceae
Product: tellurite-resistance/dicarboxylate transporter family protein
Exons: 1
Coding region: 1-1215 (404 amino acids)
Biological process (GO): malate transmembrane transport
Cellular component (GO): membrane
Molecular function (GO): malate transmembrane transporter activity
Source: RefSeq, a predicted model, not a curated record